UAUUUCUAAACAAACAGAGCCUCAAAGUAAAAACCUCAACAUACGUUUCCACAAAUCCCCUCUGCACAACAGGACACCUCCGAAUCACCACCGCCAAUCACCACCUCUCUCUUUCCCCUCGGAAUUUACGCCCAUCGACGCCUUGAUACUCACAAAUACUCCCCACCUUUGCCACCCCUUAGUCCUCGGCCUCCUUCUGUUCUCUCUCGAUCAAUGGAGAGCUUAGCCUUCCACUCCCUCUCCACCUCCUUCGCCCUUUCCUCUCGCACUUCCCUCCACCUCCGUUCUAAACCUAUCUCCAGAUCACCGCCGUCCGUCCUCCCCAGCUCUCCAUUCCCCACUCUGCGAACCUCUCUCAAACCCCUUUUGUUCUCUCAUCUGCCCAAAAUCCCCAAAUCCUGUCUCUCCACUGUUCAUGCCACUCCAAAAGACGACUCCCCACUAAUCCAAACGCCGUCUCCGGCCCCUCCUCAAGGAGCUAAACCCGUUCCUUUCUUUAUAUCCAUUGCUAUUGGGCUGAUUGUUCGUUUUCUUGUUCCUAAACCCGUGGCAGUGACCCCACAAGCAUGGCAACUUCUGGCCAUCUUUUUGUCUACAAUUGCGGGUCUGGUUUUGAGUCCGUUGCCCGUAGGAGCAUGGGCGUUUCUCGGCCUCACAACCUCUAUAGUCAGCAAGACGCUGUCAUUUUCUACGGCGUUCGGUGCAUUCACUAACGAGGUGAUUUGGCUGAUUGUCAUUUCCUUCUUCUUCGCUCGUGGGUUUGUGAAGACGGGGCUUGGUGACAGGAUCGCUACUUAUUUCGUGAAAUGGCUGGGAAAGAGUACGUUGGGUUUGUCCUACGGGCUGACAUUGAGUGAGGCUUUGAUUGCGCCUGCAAUGCCGAGUACCACUGCAAGGGCCGGUGGAGUUUUCUUGCCGAUUAUCAAAUCGUUGUCGCUGUCGGCUGGAAGUAAGCCCGGAGAUGGGUCUUCCAAGAAGCUUGGGAGUUAUCUCAUCAAGACACAGUUUCAGUGUGCUGCCAACUCUAGUGCUCUUUUUCUGACUGCUGCAGCUCAGAACUUGCUGUGCCUCAAAUUAGCAGAGGAAUUGGGAAUCAUAAUUGCAAACCCUUGGGUUUCUUGGUUCAAGGCUGCCAGUUUACCAGCCCUUGUUUCUUUACUGGCUACGCCAUUUAUCUUAUACAAGCUUUAUCCACCUGAAACCAAAGACACACCGGAUGCCCCUGCCAUGGCUGCAAAAAAGCUAGAGACCAUGGGUCCUGUUUCAAGAAAUGAAUGGAUCAUGGUUGGUACGAUGCUUCUUGCAGUUUCUUUGUGGGUCUGUGGGGAUGCUCUUGGUAUUCCGAGUGUUGUGGCUGCAAUGAUUGGUUUGUCAAUACUCCUUUUGCUGGGAGUGCUUGAUUGGGAUGAUUGCUUAAGUGAAAAAUCAGCAUGGGAUACUUUGGCUUGGUUUGCUGUUUUGGUGGGCAUGGCUGGGCAAUUGACAAACCUUGGUGUUGUAACCUGGAUGUCUAAUUGUGUAGGGAAGUUGCUUCAGUCUCUUUCUUUGAGCUGGCCUGCUGCAUUCGGUGUUCUUCAGGCUGCUUAUUUCUUUAUCCACUACCUAUUCGCAAGUCAAACUGGUCAUGUCGGUGCUCUAUUCUCAGCCUUUCUAGCAAUGCACCUGGCUGCUGGGGUACCUGCUGUAUUAGCAGCUUUGGCUUUAGCCUACAACACAAAUCUUUUUGGUGCUUUAACACAUUAUAGCAGUGGUCAGGCAGCUGUAUAUUAUGGAGCUGGUUAUGUAAACCUACCUGACGUAUUUAGAAUUGGCUUUAUAAUGGCCCUCAUUAAUGCUACUAUCUGGGGAGUUGUUGGAACCGUCUGGUGGAAAUUUUUGGGACUUUACUGAUUAUAUUGCCUUCCAUGAGACAUGUUUGGGUUAUAGGAUCUAUUGUUCCCCACAUAUUCCCCCCUGCAGAAAGCUCAUACUCUGGCAAUGCCUAUGGCUUGUAGAAAACCUGGAAGUUAAAUUCUCUUGAGAGAGGGGUUUGCUGGAACCUGUAGAAGCCACUUUCAAUAAUUUUUCAGUUUUCCUUUGACUAGGCAAGUAAAAUAUUUUUUCUCUGCAAGUUUUUGCAACAUUACACACCAUUCUGGUAAUAGAUGGCAAGUCUCUGG
Molecule: messenger RNA, 2159 nt
Organism: Rubroshorea leprosula
Lineage: Eukaryota; Viridiplantae; Streptophyta; Magnoliopsida; Malvales; Dipterocarpaceae
Source: the annotation of a GenBank genome assembly